Messenger RNA from Tuber aestivum (summer truffle), 1190 nucleotides. Lineage: Eukaryota; Fungi; Ascomycota; Pezizomycetes; Pezizales; Tuberaceae. The record is from the annotation of a GenBank genome assembly.
GAUGUAAAUUUACUCGAGUACAGUCCUCCACUCAUCGGGUUCAUUGAAGUUUGCCAAGACACUUUCCACGUGUUUAUGCUUGUACGAGUACGUCAGCAGAUCACAUGUGGUGUUACACCUCCUCUGCCACCUUUGGGAGAAAUAAUUGCAGGUUGUGUAUUUUCCUCCUUCAGCCACUUUCUGCUUCAUUCUUAUGGUUUAAUCCUCCGCAUCCCCAAGUAUCUCAGAAGCCCCCAGAAUCUAGGGCCUCCAAUGACGCCGGAUGAACUUUCCAAGAUACUCUUGCUAGAUGAAUAUCAAGUUCUUGGUAUUCCUCAGGAAGACUUCGCUAGAUUAGAGCCGCAUAUUGGAAACCGAGCGUAUGUAUUCAAAAAAAUUUCUACAACCAGAUAUUAACAAACUACUUCUAGAUAUACCUACCGUCCCGCUACCGGUGAAUUAAGGAUAAAAGUGCCGUCACAACUCCACGGAACGGUAUCAAGUUGGGCAUCGGAUCUAAGGCAAGAAGGGGAGGUAGUAGGGGCUUUUGAUUGUAGAGAUCUCUCUCUUAUUUCUGAAGGAAGCCUCCAGGGAUUUAUGGGAGAAUAUGAAGGAAUGUAGGUUGUGUAUGAUUUCAACAAUUCCUUCUACUAUCAUCAUGCUCACACUAUAACAGAAUAAAAGUUCCUGACUGCGCAAUUGUACCCCGAGGGCGCUUCUGGCCUACUCUGGUCUUUGAGUUUGGCUAUACGGAGCCGUACGAGGACUUGAAAGCCGACGUCAAGCUUUUGCUUGAGGGGAGUGCAGGAAAAAUUAGCAAGAUAAUAAUAAUCAAGCUUGACCCGCUCCGUGAUGGCGAGACUGAGAUCCAGAAGGGAUUUGUUGAAAUAUGGCACUUAGUGGAUGGCCAGGUGAAGAAGCAUGGGCGCAGGAAGGUGAUUCCCACAAUCAUCUCAUGUUAGAUUUUACUUUUCCUAAUAUCGAAGAUGAAGAGUUUAUUUCCUCCACCAAGAAGCCAUGCAGAGCAGAAACUUGAGCUGUCCCUUAGAGAUAUUCUUCGCAGUCAGCUCGAUAACCUGGCAAAUGAGGGCUGGGGGAAAGAAGACACUAUUGCUCUCCACUUUGAUCGUCUCCGGGGAUAUAUUGAGGAAGCAACCUGGCGUCACUUGGUCCAGAAGGGUUUGCUGGAGGAUGAUGAUGAAUCAGAUUAA